Babesia ovata is the source of this 1224-nucleotide messenger RNA. RefSeq names its product SAM-dependent methlyltransferase, putative. The record is from RefSeq and is a predicted model, not a curated record. The coding region runs from base 1 to 1224 and encodes 407 amino acids. Lineage: Eukaryota; Apicomplexa; Aconoidasida; Piroplasmida; Babesiidae. The transcript has 2 exons.
AUGGAUGACCGUGAAGCGGCAGACCGCACCCUGCGCGGGUACAAAGAGGUCGCUCUUGAUUUUGGACUUGCAGCUUGCGGUGAACCUCUCGGCGGACCCCGUCUGGAUGAGACACUGCUCCUCCAAGAACGAGAAGAUCGAGCAAUUGGGCUUGUCGAACACCAGCAGGACCUCGGAGUUGUCAGUGUACGAAAUCGACGAGUGAUUGAUACCCUCGGCAUCGUACUCAGCAAUCUCCGACGCGAACACGCGGUUGAUGAAGUACUGCUGCAGCCGCUCGUUGGCGUAGUUGAUCAGCAGCUGCUCGUACGUGUUGCGCUGGAAGUACUCGAACCCGUAGAUGUCCAGGAUGCCUAUCCAGCGGUGCGCGCUGUCGUCAAACUGGAUGAUGCUGUUGAUCUUGUCAAUGCAGAACUCGAACAACGCGCCGUACAGGUCCUUCGCAAGCGCACGGACGUUCACCUCCGCAGCUGCCACGGUUAUCGCAGAGGCGAUGUCGCUGCCCUGGAUCUUGACGACCUUCGUGAGCAGGAUGCCCGAGAUGCACCGCAUGAAGUCAUCGAACCCGGAGUCGGGGCACAGUGUCUGCAGUUCACGACGCACAGCAGCAAACUCCUUCACGUCGUCGAUGCCGGGAGCGUCGCAGCACUUGCCGCCGUUCAGGAAGCGGUACGACUCCAUCGGGCGGAAGCCGUACGACUGCUUCUCGGCUGCGGUGAGGCCCUUCAGGCACUGGUAGAAGAUGUGGUAGUUGCGCUCGUCGUCGGCCUGGAACUCGAUGCGGGACAGCUCCAGCAUGUAGCUGCAAAUUAUACCGCCCUUAAGCCCGCCCUCGGGCGCCACCAGAAUCUUGAUGAACUUGCCGAACCGGGAACUGUUGUUGUUGCGCAGCGUCUUAGCAUUGCCAAACGCCUCCAGGAUCACGUUGGAGCCCAUCACGACUUGUUGCACGUUGUCAGAAUUCUUGCUCGGCCCGUACGCGAAGAAGCUCAUCAGCUGCUUCGCAGUCUCGGUUUUCCCGGCACCGGACUCGCCACUCACGAUGCACGACUGGCACUGGUCGUUGCGCAGCAACCCGCUGAUUGCGCACUGCGCAACCGCGUACGUGUGAGGGGGCACGUCGGAAGGGAAGCCGAUGGAGGUGUCCGACUGCCGGUACCGCUCGAUGACAUGCGGGCCAUACAGGUCGGGGAUCAGCCGAAACGGGUUCAGCACAAUCAAUAA